AUGACCCAAGUCUGCCUGCUGGACUCUGAUCGCCUGUCUUCGCUUUUACGGGAAGCUCUGUCCUGGAGUGAGAAUGUCUCGUCUCUUAUGGUCUCUGCUUUGAACGGAUCAAUACUCGCAUACGCCUACAGAGACACUACACCGUCGAUUAAAGCUAUGCGCACCCAAUCUACCACCAUGACCGCAGCUUACACGGUCGCCUCGGAGGACGUUCUCGUUUUCGAGGCACAAAACAUGGGAGCCAUCUCCGUGAUCGCACCUGUUGCGGACCAUGUGCUGUUAGCUGUAACGGGUCCCGGUCCGAAGCAGGAACAGGCCCUGCAGAAUGGUAUCGACUCAUCCCAAGAGCAUGGGCAGAUGGUCAAUGGGGGUGAUGAUCGUACAGAAGACGAAGAAGGGGAAGAAAAUGAUAACCAGGAUGAGGAGGAUAGAGAUACACAGAAAAUUCGGGAAGAACUUGAGGCAGUAAGCCAGGAACUAGCCAGUGUGCUGAGGGAAGAGCUGGCUGCGAUGAAGUGGCCAGACGAUAUAUGA
Messenger RNA from Fonsecaea erecta, 534 nucleotides. RefSeq lists its product as hypothetical. NCBI's taxonomy places the organism in Eukaryota, Fungi, Ascomycota, Eurotiomycetes, Chaetothyriales, Herpotrichiellaceae. The transcript has a single exon. The record is from RefSeq and is a predicted model, not a curated record. Bases 1 to 534 code for a protein of 177 amino acids.